Messenger RNA from Drosophila gunungcola (fruit fly), 405 nucleotides. RefSeq lists its product as uncharacterized. Lineage: Eukaryota; Metazoa; Arthropoda; Insecta; Diptera; Drosophilidae. The coding region runs from base 17 to 325 and encodes 102 amino acids. The record is from RefSeq and is a predicted model, not a curated record. The transcript has 2 exons.
AAAUUUCCACACAGAUAUGUUCUCGCCGAGGCUGCAGUUGGUUCUACUUUUCUUUGGUCUAACAGCCACUUGGGCGUUUUUGUUUCAUGUCGAUUGGCCAAAACGGCAGUUGGGAUGGUGGCAGAAGCAGUACUACCAAUCAUCUUGGAAGCAGAGGCUGCGAUUUACGACUACUCCCAGGCCGGGAGCUACUCCUGAGUGGUAUGAGACCCGAUUGGUGUAUCCCUGCUAUUGCUACAAGCCAUCUCUCGAGGACUUGGCCACUGCCAGCCCGGUUGAAAAGCGAAUAAUUGAGCCCAAGGAGGUGUUCUUCCUCAACAAGUAGAGUGUAUUGGAAUUGUCCAUAAAAUAUUUACUAUUAAUCACAAGAAAUUCAAGAAAUAUAUGAUACAUUUACACAUUGGA